Molecule: messenger RNA, 1144 nt
Organism: Schistosoma margrebowiei
Lineage: Eukaryota; Metazoa; Platyhelminthes; Trematoda; Strigeidida; Schistosomatidae
Source: the annotation of a GenBank genome assembly
GUCAUUCAUAACACACGUUUACGUGAAGUUUUAAAUCCUGAAGGUCCCUGGUAUAUGUGUCCAGAUCAUGCAGGAUUUAUUCAGAUAUUUCGUUUUAUUCAUUAUUUUUUCACUCGAAUUUUUACUUGGCAAAAAUAAUGCUGAACAAGAUUAUUAUGACAUUCUCGGGAUAAGUAAAUCAGCCUCAAAUAGUGAUGUUAAAAAAGCCUUCCGGAAACUAGCGUUAAAAUAUCAUCCAGAUAAAAAUAAGGAUGAAGACGCACAGAAAAAGUUUUUGAAAAUUGCUGAAGCUUAUGAUGUGCUCUCUGAUGAUGAAAAACGUAAACAGUAUGAUAGUGUUGGACAUAGUUAUUAUACACAACAGCCUGGUGGAAGUGGUGCUCCAGAUUUCGAUUUUAAUAGUUUCUUCCGAAACUUUGAUAUGUUUCGUCAGCACAGACAUACUGAUGAUCAUGGUUCGUUCUUCAAUUUUCGUGGUUUAUUUGACGAUGAUGACGGUGAUGACGAUGGCUUCUUUUCACCAUUCGGCAGCAUGUUCCAUUCAUCAGAUGAAUCUCAUGGGUUUGUUAGACAUCAAGGUCAACAAAACUGUCAAACUCAAACCAUACGAAGAGGUAAUACAAUUAUUACUCAAACACGUUGUUCUUAAUUACAUCAUAGAAGUGAUUUCAUUGAUAUUAUUUUGUACUAUUAUACAAAAAUAUCUCACUGUUGUUUGCCCUCUUGAUAAGCUUAAAAUUGUGUACAGCCGGUGGUCGUUAUGAUAAUGUUUUACAAUGUCAUUUUGUUUAUAUGAACGUUGUAUUACUUUUUCUAAUAAUCCACAUAAAAUAACUGGUUGUUCAUAUCACACACAGCGUUUUGUUUUGUUUGGAAAAAAAAUGUUCUUUAUAUCUAAAGACGUGUGCCUACUCAUUCAUCUCUUCUACUUUAUUCUGUUGAGACUACCAUUGUCUUUCUCUUGUCAUUGGUUGGCGUGGAUAAUUUUAAGGAGUAAAGAAAAUGUGUAAAAGGUAAUUUCCACAAACAUUAAACAACCAUGAUAAAUAAAAAUUUCCACUAUUUCAUUCGUUUGAUAGAUAUAACCAACUGUUGAUUGUUGUUUGGUUCAACAAAUUUCCAUAAUAAAAAUUAAAGCCAUUAA